CUGUCAAAGACCGAUUCUCUGGCUGCACCGUGGAAGACAUGGAAAAGACAGUGGGAUAAUUAUUCGAUCGCAACCGGCUUAAAUGAAAGGCCGGAAAAUGUUCAAGUGGCGACUCUACUGACCUGUUUGGGGCCUGAAGCCUUGAACGUACUGGACGGAUUGUGUCCAAAUGAAGAAGAUCAAAAGAAACUAGCGACUGUUCUUGAGAAGUUCGAAGAGUUCUGCGGGGGAUCUAAAAACGAGACAUUUGAAAGAUACAAAUUUAACUCAAGAAACCAAGAAAACGAAGAGCCCGUUGAGUUGUAUCUAGCCGAAUUGAGAAAACUGGCCAAAUCCUGCAACUACAGGGAUCUAGAAGACAGUCUUAUAAGAGACAGAAUCGUUUUGGGAGUCCCUGACGUGUCUGUACGUAAGCGUCUCCUACAGGAGCCAGAUUUGACUCUAGCCAAGGCUAUUUCAGUUGUCAAGGCACACGAGGCGACACAAAAACAGAUGAAGGACUUCGCCGGAGACACCAACGCCGAGGUUCACGCACUACAAAGGCGUCCCCCGGUACAACGCAGUUUUGCUGCGGCUAACAGACAUGAAACGCCAAGGCCCCGCGAGUGCAAAUUCUGUGGGAGAAUGCACCCAUUCAAAAAGGAGAGCUGCCCUGCAUGGGGAAAAGCCUGUCAAGCAUGUGGCCGACGGAACCACUUUGCAACGAAAUGCCGGUACGCAGAAGUGCGUCUACUUGAGCCGGAUGCAGUCCAGGACGACUGUGUAGAAGACGGCGCGAGUCAGCACCAAACGGAGAACACUCUGACUCUGGAGAUCGGUGCUCUGUCAUCGCGAGACGCAGGCAAGCUGUUCGCAAACUUGCUGCUCGGAAGUGACCACUUACAGCGGUUCCAGCUGGAUACGGGUGCGUCUGCCAACAUAAUACCGCAGCACGUCUACAAAAAAGCUUGUGUGGACAGCAACAUGAAAAAGCUUAAGCGGUGUGAUAUAUCGCUCGUCAUGUUCAACAAAAGCACAACCAAAGUCGUUGGCAAAGCCGAGAUAGACGUUCUGAACCCGAAGAAUGGGUCAAGAUAUGUGGUGGAAUUUUUGGUGGUACGCGAAGACUUCACCCCACUGAUUGGGCUGAAAACACUGCAGACAAUGGAGUUGAUCGAAGUAAGGUCGGAGAACAUCGACUACGUGAAUGAUUUAGAUGUAAAUGAGAGCAAAGAGACUGGCUUCUACAAAAAUGAAGCAAGAGGAAACAGGGCUGGUGAGAACAGCAGAGCUGCAAAAGCAGACCUGAAGGUACACAAGCAAGCGCUACCGGAAAGAAGCACAAACAAAGAAGCAGAGAAAAAAGACUUCUCAACAAAUGAUUUACAUGCGCAGUACCGGGAUAUCUUCACUGGGGUCGGAAAGCUACCCGGAAAGCUUCAUAUCCAAACUGAUGAGUCAGUGAGACCAGUACAACUAGCUGCAAGAUCGGUUCCAGAAGCAAUGAAGCAGGACAUCAAGGACGAGCUGGACCGUUUGGUAAAAGACGGCAUCAUUUCGACGGUGUCAGAACCGACUGACUGGGUCUCCGCCAUGGUAGCCGUAAGCAAGCCCACAAAAGGAAUUCGGAUCUGUAUCGAUCCACAGCCAUUAAACACGGCCAUCAAACGAAACCACUAUCCGCUGCCCACGAUAGAAGACUUGACUCCCGCACUAGCAAACGCUAAAGUGUUCACAGUCUGCGACGCCAAAAGUGGGUACUGGCAUGUCGAGCUGGACACGGCCAGUAGCUACCUCACGACGUUCGCUACACCGUGGGGUAGGUAUCGCUGGCGACGCAUGCCGUUUGGCCUGUGUCUAGCGUCCGAAGAAUUCCAGCGAAGACUCCAUCAAGCUCUCGAAGGCUUGGAAGGCGUGAUGGCAAUAGCAGACGACAUACUCGUCUACGGGAACGGUGCCUCUCACUCAGAAGCCGUGGAAGAUCAUGAUAGAAAACUGUUAUGUCUACUAGAAAGAUCCUGACAAGGUAAAGGCAGUCAAGAACAUGCCUGCCCCAGAGGACCGCAAAGGUGUGCAAAGAGUGCUUGGCCUGGUGAACUAUCUACAGCGGUUCGCCCCCAACCUCGCGGAAGCCUCUGCACCUCUCAGAUCGCUUCUCAAGAAAGAAAAUGCAUUCAUCUAUGAGGAGGUACACAAGCGGUCAUUGGAAAACAUCAAGGAGAUCAUAACUCAAGAUCCCGUGUUGAAGUACUAUGAUGUCAAGAGAGAGGUUGUGGUACAGGUUGAUGCAUCCAGCCAUGGGCUGGGAGCCUGUCUUAUGCAAGACGGCCAGCCGGUAGCAUAUGCAUCAAGAGCGCUCAAUGAGACCGAAAAGAACUACGCUCAAAUCGAAAAGGAGCUUUUGGCUAUUGUGUAUGGACUCAACAAGUUUGAACGCUUCACCCAAGGAAAGAAAACUAAGGUGGAGUCAGAUCACAAACCUCUCGAGUCGAUCAUGAAAAAGCCGCUGGUGAGCGCACCAAAACGACUCCAAAGAAUGAUGCUCCAGCUGCAGAAGUAUGAUUUUGAAGUUGUCUACAAACGUGGCCAGGAGAUGUACAUAGCGGAUGCUCUCAGCCGAGCACAUGAGGCCGAGGCUACAGACGACAAACUCAAGGGUCAUGUAUGCCUCCUAGAAGAAAUUUCGUCAGACGAAGUGGAAAUA
Messenger RNA from Amphibalanus amphitrite, 2683 nucleotides. RefSeq lists its product as uncharacterized. The record is from RefSeq and is a predicted model, not a curated record. NCBI's taxonomy places the organism in Eukaryota, Metazoa, Arthropoda, Thecostraca, Balanomorpha, Balanidae. The transcript is spliced from 2 exons. Bases 493 to 2001 code for a protein of 502 amino acids.